Molecule: messenger RNA, 1194 nt
Organism: Morus notabilis
Lineage: Eukaryota; Viridiplantae; Streptophyta; Magnoliopsida; Rosales; Moraceae
Product: O-fucosyltransferase 8
Exons: 6
Coding region: 1-1194 (397 amino acids)
Source: RefSeq, a predicted model, not a curated record
AUGGAUGACCGCUCUGAUACCAAAUUGUUACACCCUCGUAAUAGGGGGCCUAACAUAUACCAAGAGAAGCAUUUUAUGAAGAUCAUGAAGGAUGAAGUAGAUAUUGUAAAGGACCUACCGCCUGAUUUGAAAUCAAUUGACAUUGAAGCUAUUGGUAGUCUUAUAACUGAUGCAGAUCUUGUGAAAGAGGCAAAACCCGUUGAUUAUAUCAGAACUGUGCUUCCUCUACUCUUGCGCAAUAGAGUUGUUCACUUCCUCGGAUUUGGAAAUCGGCUUGGCAUUGAUCCAUUCCCCUCCGAGCUUCAGAAACUGAGAUGCAAGUGCAACUUCCACGCUUUGAAGUUUGUACCAAAAAUUCAACAAGUCGGUUCAUUAUUGGUUCGGAGGAUCCGAACACACAACGCUGCACGGAGUAAAUUGGACAAACAGUUGCUUGGAAAUUUCAUGUCUAGAGUACCUCCAAAAGGACACGAUGUUGCAAGCAAUGGUCCAUCCAAAUAUCUUGCAUUGCAUUUAAGAUUUGAAGUUGACAUGGUUGCUUACUCUCUUUGUGAGUUUGGCGGCGGAGAGAGUGAGAGAAAGGAACUUCAAGCCUACAAAGAACUUCAUUUCCCUUUGCUCAUUAAGCGCUUGAAGAACUCAAAGCAAGUUUCUCCGAAAGAGUUGAGAAAGCUAGGGAGGUGUCCUUUGACACCAGAAGAAGCAGGGCUUGUUUUAGCUGGUCUUGGGUUUAAACGUGGAACGUAUAUAUAUUUAGCAGGUUCUCACAUAUACGGUAGUAAAUUUAGAAUGAAUUCUUUUACCAGUUUGUAUCCUAAUCUGGUCACAAAAGAAACUCUUCUCACGCCUACUGAACUCGCACCAUUUCAAAACUUCUCUUCUCAGCUAGCAGCAUUGGACUUCAUUGCAUGUGCAACAGCAGAUGUGUUUGCCAUGACUGAUUCUGGAAGCCAAUUAUCUUCCUUAGUUUCGGGUUUUCGAACCUAUUAUGGCGGCGGCAAUGCGCCUACUUUGCGGCCUAACAAGAAGAGAUUAGCAGCAAUUUUGUCGGAAAGUGACACUAUAGAAUGGAAUAGUUUUGAAGACAGAGUGAAAAAGAUGAUUGAGGAAGGCCAAAGAGCACGUGUUAGGGGUUUUGGUAGAAGUAUUUAUAGACAACCAAGGUGUCCAGAGUGCAUGUGCAAAAUUCACUAA